Molecule: messenger RNA, 1725 nt
Organism: Adineta ricciae
Lineage: Eukaryota; Metazoa; Rotifera; Eurotatoria; Adinetida; Adinetidae
Source: the annotation of a GenBank genome assembly
AUGCCUGGUACACAGUUUAAAAUUCAAUCAGCUCAAUACGAUGCAAAUGAACAAUUCUGGAUAAUUAAAUUAAAGCUGAUUCGUGAUCAUAAUGUUUUCAAAUGUUUCCAGAGUACAUCAGAAAGACGAACACUGAAAAACUGCAUUACCGGUUCAUUGCAUACACUUUGCACUGAAAAUACAAAAUAUAUUUUCGAUGAACUGAUGUAUUUAUAUCCAACAGAAAAAUGGAUUUUAGGUGUAAAAAAAGGUGUGUAUUGGAUGGAUGGUAGUUGUAUUUAUCUGGCAGAUUACAAAGCAGCAUUAAAAAUCUGGAUGGAGUUUGCGCGCGAUAAAGAAUUAAACUCUUUGUCUGAUAUCGCACGACUUCAUAAAAAGAUUGGAGGAAGACAAAAGGAAGGUUCGCAAUUGGCAGUAGAACAUUUUAAGUUGGCCAUUGACUUUUAUCUGUUAGCUAGUGAAAAUGCCACAACAGAUUAUGAAAAAAUUCACAUACACAGAAAGCUGAUGAAAAUCUACAAUAAACAUAUGAAAAACACUUUGGAAAACAGAAUGAAAUUAAUCCAGCACACUGAACUCUUUCUUGACUAUUCAUUCCGCCAAGAAAUAUUCGAUAACAUGAAGACAAGUGACAUUAUGAUACAGUUGGCCGGCGACUGCAACGAUCUACACAUGUAUGAUCAUGAACUGAGCUGCCAUGAAAAGCACCUGAUGUUAUUUUCUAAUGGAAAUCUUACGCCGGAUUACGACAUUAUUUCUGGCCUUUACUCCAGUAUCAUCAGAAUUUACACAAAGUAUAAGCCAGAUUACGAACAAGCGCUUCGAUAUCAUGCCAUGAGAGAUCAAAUGAUCACGGAGGACAUGGUAUACAUACUUAUACAGAAAUUGUAUAUAGAAGAGAAUAUGGUAGUAGCCUCUGCUGAUAGUCACAUGCAAUUAGCACUUAUUCAUUUAGCAUUUCAUGAAUACGAUUUAUCUUAUGUGUGUUUUCAAAUUGCUUUACAGAUGAUAGAUGGAAUAGAAGUAGACAUGAAAAAACAACAUUUGGCUACGAUUGAACGAAAAUUGGCUCUUGUUUGCUCGAAACAAAAGAAAUACACUGCAGCGAAUGAACAUCUUGAGAAAGCCAUAAGAUAUUAUCAGCAAGAUAAUCCACGUGAAAAGAAUGAGAAAGUGAUUGUCUAUAUUCAAGAAAGAAUUGCAGAUAAUUACUGUGGAUUGGAUAACUAUACUGCAGCUAUUGAAUAUUAUUUGAAUGCAUCAAAAUUUUACGCCAGCAACAGUUAUAUUUCAGGUCACGAUGAUGAAGAAUCACUUUAUUUUGGUGCCGACAGACUUGGAAGUAUUUCAGAAAAACUAGCUGAUAUCUUCGUUAAAUUACAUCAGUAUACUAUCGUCAAAAAAUUACUGAUCAUGAGUUUGAGUAUUCACUGCGAUGAUAUGCCUGACUUUGAUGAAUUUCAGACAAUAAACGAAUCUCGUGAUGAAACAUCAGUUGAAGAAGUUACUGUUCAAAUGGAGAUGCUUUUAGACAAGUUAAAGAAUAUAGAGAUGAAGAAUGAUGAUACAACACAACCUGUGCAAUACGAACAUUCAAUUACGAUCUUACUUGAAGAUUAUUCCGUAUGGAGACAAAAGAGUCGAUCAAAGCCGCCACGUCAUAUAAAAACAAGUUCGGAUGGUUACAAGAUAAUUGAAGAUGCCAGACGCGCUAUGAAGGAUUGA